UCCCUCCUUCUCACAAACGUGUUCUCUUCGCUAGGGAGGAUCGUGGGCGGAAAUUAGAAUAACCAGUCUAGUCAGUUGUAUUGUGGUUGGCGGGCGGUUCGCGUCUAUUCCAUAGAAGUGGAGAUUUUCUUCUUCUCUCUCUCUUUUUUUUUUGAAAUACCGCCUUUCCUGUCCGUAUUUCCAAUAUGUGGAAAAGAGAUUUUCGUUAACUUCGCUCUUAAGGAGACGUAGAAUUUUGUGAAGCUCAACGUCUGGAUCGAUCAUUCGUUUGAAUUUGUUCGAAUGGGAAGUUCAAUGAUUUUCUGUGUACCCUGGAUAUUUUGUCGGUUUCUCUUCCGGUGAUCGAUCUUGGAUACAUCGAUUGGAUUGCGUCAUGACAGGCCUGCAUUUAUCGAAGGCAGCGUGAUGCCUCGGGAGCCUAAUCGGGGAUAUCUGUUGGCCGUGCUGCUGCUAUUGGUCAGUCUCCGCAAGGCUGGCUGCUCAACAUCCGCUCCUCGAUAUCCGGUCUGUAAGCCGGGUUUCGAAUUUUGGUCGGUCGAGCGUGCUACCUGUUGGCCUUGCACCAGAUGUUCUCCUGAAUUUACUUUGAGUCCCUGCGCGAUUUAUAAGGAUGCUAUUUGCGGACCAUUGUCCGCCCUCGAGCUCGACUGGUCUUUCCUUUCGACCAGGAAACGACCAGAGACCGGCCAAAGAAGCCUCGAAGCGGUCACUUCGAAGAUGCUGUGGAGGUUCCCGGAUUUGGACCAGCAACAGAUUAGGCAAGAAUCGAAGGACUUUGUCGAUAACUCGGAGCGAGAUAGUCAGUCGAAAACGAAGAACCAGCUACUGAACGAGCCUUCAUAUCCAAGAAGCGCGGCUAUUUCUAAGGAGAGAAUCCUAUGGGAUUGGCAAACAGUCGCAUUGAUCCUUGCCGUGUGUGCCUGUAUUCUCUUUUUUCUGGUCGCAGGAUGCUCGGCUUUGUUCUACGCGAGACAGUGGCGACGGAUGAAGAAAAACUUCGAGCCCGUGGGUCUAGAAGAGAUCUCGGCUCGAUUAAAUUUAAUAGUGAAGGCGGAACUAGCCGAACUGGUUGUUGGCGCACCCAUGAGCCCUGACGAUCCGGAAACAAGGUGCCAAUAUCUCGAGAAACUCUUAGAUCGGAAAAGAGAGGCUGCCGUGAUGGUCGAUUGGCCGGAAGUCAGCGGGAACGUUUACAUAGAAGACGGAGAGCCAUCGAAAGGGAAGAAAUUGCAAAUCGCUAAAAUUCAUCGAAAUAUCGAGACUAUUUUAAAUCAGAAAAAUUUCAACGAUUCGUAGGAACGCAAAGUGAACUUGCGAAGGGAAUUGAAAUGUUAAAUCCAGGAUUACUUUUCUAUUUAUAUCUCGUAUUCGCGUAAUGAAUAGGAGAGAGAGAGAGAGAGAGAGAGAGAGAAAAGAAAAAAAGAAAAGAAAAACGCCGGAAGGUACAAAAUCACAUUCGACGGUUAUAAACAGGCAAUUUGUAUUAUUUUUUUUAAUAAUUUAAUAAUUAUACCUUUUUAUAUAAUGUGUUUUUCUUGUUAUUAUUUAAGUAGAUGUACGAGUAAGGAGGAGGAAACCUCCUUAAAAGAAUCCUUGCUCGAAGUCUCGAAGCUCGAACGUGAUCGAGCGUCGAUCGACUUGGCCCGCUCGGUUAUUUAUUUCUUCUUGUAAGCUUUAAAAGCCGCCAUCUUUGUAAUAUAACUAUGCGAUGUAUGUAUUUGAUAAAUGAAAUAAAAUGGCAAACGCUGGUAUUUACAGGUGG
Molecule: messenger RNA, 1762 nt
Organism: Frieseomelitta varia
Lineage: Eukaryota; Metazoa; Arthropoda; Insecta; Hymenoptera; Apidae
Gene: wgn
Product: tumor necrosis factor receptor superfamily member wengen
Exons: 5
Coding region: 406-1296 (296 amino acids)
Molecular function (GO): protein binding
Source: RefSeq, a predicted model, not a curated record